This is a messenger RNA of Aspergillus homomorphus CBS 101889, 1318 nucleotides long. RefSeq lists its product as uncharacterized. The record is from RefSeq and is a predicted model, not a curated record. Bases 150 to 968 code for a protein of 272 amino acids. NCBI's taxonomy places the organism in Eukaryota, Fungi, Ascomycota, Eurotiomycetes, Eurotiales, Aspergillaceae. The transcript is spliced from 2 exons.
CUCAGUCUCAUCGCAACUGGCGACCAACCUGGAAACGAGCAUGCUUGUCUCCUUUUCCGCCUCUGCUCGAAUUAUCGUCUGCUUGAUCUUGUGACGUAGUUAGGCCACCUCUUUCAGCGAGGACGUUGUCCGACCGUCGACGAGAUCAAAUGGCAGUCCUUGGUGGAAUCGGGUCUCUGCUACGACCCUGCCUGACCAUCUGGAUAGUUUUGGCGGCCAUCAUCACCCCUGGGACUUCUCAGUUCUGCUCUUUCUGGAGCGGUAACUGUGUGGAUGCCCUAGCCCAAACCGCUGUUUCUUUUCAAUUCCCUCCGCUCUUCACCGACAACCUCAACCUAUACUAUGGAUUCGACGCCAAUUCUCGAGGCAAGGGCCAGCAGCCCAUGACGAAGGUUAGCUACUGGCUUAGCUAUGGAGGCAAGAUCAACAAGUCCAUCAUCAUGGGGAACCACACUACCGAAAUUGGCUUGCGGGUGGGCAACUUGACCGGCACGCCUUCAGGUUCCAACAACGGCUGCGAUGGCGUUUGGGGCCCGCAGUGUUCUACCGACCUCAAGGCUUUAUUAGCCGACGCGCUCUACGGGCUCACGAGCAGUGGAGAAUACUAUACAUUUCCACUCCAAACAGUCCUGAGUCAAAUGCUCUUGAAGAAGCCCCACCUCACGAGCUGUUUCCCGCAACUGUUCGAUGUUGGAGGCAUACCUACUAUGGCAUUUGUCCAAGAAACUGGGCCCGAUCAAACUGCGAAGUUUCAAACAGCCGGGUCAAGUAAUAACCCGUGGAGGACAUGGUUCCUCGACAAUAUGCCGGCCCACGAGCAAGCUGCGCAGGUCGCAGUCGCAAUUAUCAGUCGUGCGCCUGCUUACGACGGACUACUACCUCAGCAGACAGGUGAUGUGCAAGUGGAGCUGGUUUGCACCCAAGCGCCUUCCUCGGGGAGCUCAUCGUCGUCAGGUGGCGGUUCAUGAUUCGAUAUGGACGUGGUCUCUCAGUUCUGUUCAUAUGACUGCGCUGAGACAUCAGUGCAUAGACACAUCAUCGCCGUGGCCGGCUAUUCCCGAUCGUAAUCGACGGUUGCUCAUGGCAACGAAUGGCUGCGCACAGCUUCCUCGCUUCCUGCGAGUGCAAUUGCUCUGGAAUCCUCGUUGCGGUCUUUACACCUGGUUACCUGGCAUGAUUGAAGCCCGCGACCAUACCUUGCAUUAGCAGCACAUUGGGUCACAUUCGAAGUCCACACCAGAUGUGAUCGACGAAUAGUACCCGGCGGGAAGGACUGCGCCAUCGAAAUGAUCGUCGGGCAAAGCCGAUAGGCUGCCCG